AUGGUGCCCGAAGGACCAAUAGCGGGGAGGCCGCAGGUGGCAGGCCACCGGCAGGAGUCAGGGAGGCCGCGGGCGGCCGAACGUAGAUCAGCGGCAGGGGUGCCACGGGUGGCAGGCCACAGGCCGGCCGUGCGGCUGCCGCAGGAAACAGUCACCAGGCCGGCGGAAGGAGUGCUGCCGGCAGUGGAGCAGCGGUGGCGCCGGGGUACAAAGGAAAGCACCCCCAGACGUUCGUGCCUCAGUCAUCAUCCUUGUCAUCGCCGUCGCGUCCACGGAGGUGAGGUCCAGGGCUCGGGAACUCGGAGACCAAGGUUGGCGCUGGAGCUGGUCUACAGCGAGUGCCUAAGUCGGCCCGCCGCUGGAGACGGGCUCCACGGCGGAGGCGAGGCCUCGAGCGCCGUAGCCCAGAGACCAAGGCCGGCACGAGAGCGCGUCCACACCGAGUGCCCAAGCUGGCCCGUCGCCAGAGACCGGCUCCGCAGCGGCCCCGCAGAGACCCUCGCCGAAGAGGAGGAGGGCAGACUCUGGGCUGAAGCCGUCGGGCCCGGAGUUCAAGAUCCCAGAAUCGCGAUGGCAAUACCGAGGACCAAAGACUGCGUAAGUGUUCUUCUCCCAGAGCCGCCCAAGGACGUCGCCGGGGACCAAAGACGACCGGAAGCACCAAGGCCGGCUCCCGCCCCAGAGCCGAGCGCUCCUGAGCUGAGCGCGCCGACUGAGCUGGAGCCACAGGUGCUGCCGAGCCUUGAGCCGAGGGCAGCGGCCGCGCUCGAGCCACCGGCGCCGGCCGAGCCCGCCCCUAGUACUUCGAGGGCGGGGCAGAUGGCCGCGGCGAGGGCAGCACCGUCAAGGCAGCAGUCAGGGAUCCCGAGCGCCUCUGCAGAGAGGGCGGCCGUGGCAGGGGAACGAGCACAGCUCGAGGCCGAGCGGGUCACCCUCGUAGAGGAGAGGGGGCGGCUGGAGGAGGUUGGCCGCCUUUUGGAGGCCCGCAUCACCUCGGCCCGUGUCGCCCAUGAGAGGGAGAGGCGCGUGAUGGCCGAGGAGUGGGAGACCCUGGAUGAAGUGCACGAGGAGGCCAUCGCCAAGCAAGAGGAAGCCACCCGCCUGGGUGAGAUAUCCCGGCGGUGGGCCGCAGAGCUGCUCGCCAGGGAGCGGCUGGUGCGGGCUCGGGAGGAUGCCAUCCUGCCGCGCGAGAAGGCGGUGGAGCCUCCCAGGCAGACUUAG
Molecule: messenger RNA, 1221 nt
Organism: Phragmites australis (common reed)
Lineage: Eukaryota; Viridiplantae; Streptophyta; Magnoliopsida; Poales; Poaceae
Exons: 3
Coding region: 1-1221 (406 amino acids)
Source: RefSeq, a predicted model, not a curated record